CCUAUUCACAUUCUCAUUUCUUUAUUUAUUUUCUUUCCUCUCUCUCUACUUUCUCUCUCUUCUUUCUUUCUUUCAUUCAUUCAUGGAUUCACCUUCUCGCUCCUCCGUCAUCAUCAUCGGCGCUGGUGUCUCCGGUUUAUCGGCGGCCAAGGUGCUGGCCGAGAACGGAAUAGAGGACAUACUGAUACUAGAAGCGUCGGACCGAAUCGGCGGUAGAAUACGGAAGGAGAAUUUCGCUGGAGUGUCGGUCGAGCUUGGAGCCGGUUGGAUCGCCGGAGUCGGCGGUAAGGAGUCUAAUCCCGUUUGGGAACUCGCUAAUGAAUCAGGCCUCAGAACCUGCUUCUCCGAUUACAGUAAUGCUCGUUAUAACAUCUACGAUCGGAGCGGGAAGAUUUUUCCGAGUGGACUCGCUGCCGACUCGUACAAAAAGGCGGUUGACUCAGCUAUUCGUCAGCUUCGAAUACAGGAGGCGGAAUUUUGUGGUAGCGACGUCUCCAAUGCAACCGAACCGCCUUCAACGCCCAAAACACCGAUUGAGCUCGCCAUUGAUUUUAUCCUACACGACUUUGAGAUGGCAGAAGUCGAGCCCAUCUCUACUUAUACGGAUUUUGGAGAACGAGAAUUUUUAGUUGCGGAUGAAAGAGGUUAUGAACAUUUGCUAUACAAGAUGGCUGAAAAUUUUCUUUUCUCAUCUGGGGGCAAUAUUUUGGAUAGUCGUCUUAAACUCAACAAGGUUGUACGGGAAUUACGGCACUCGAGAAACGGCGUUACUGUGACAACGGAAGAUGGUUCCGUCUACGAUGCCAACUACGUAAUUUUGUCUGUUAGCAUUGGCGUUCUCCAAAGCGAUCUCAUUUCAUUCAGUCCACCCUUGCCCAGAUGGAAAACAGAGGCUAUUCAACAAUGUGAUGUGAUAGUGUACACUAAGAUAUUUCUCAAGUUUCCUGAUAAAUUCUGGCCCUGUGGACCCGGGAAAGAGUUCUUCAUCUAUGCCCAUGAACGCAGAGGCUACUACACUUUUUGGCAGCACAUGGAGAAUGCUUAUCCUGGGUCAAAUAUUUUGGUGGUGACGUUGACAAAUGAGGAAUCAAAGCGUGUAGAAUCUCAAUCUGAUGAAGAAACAUUGAAAGAAGCCAUGGAUGUCCUUAGGGAUAUGUUUGGCCCCAAUAUUCCUGAUGCUACUAAUAUUCUUGUUCCUCGCUGGUGGAACAACCGCUUUCAGCGCGGCAGCUAUAGUAACUACCCUCUCAUCACUAAUGACCAAGACUUCCGUGAUAUCAAGGCUCCGGUGGGACGCAUAUUCUUCAGUGGCGAACACACAAGCGAGAGAUUUAGUGGGUACGUCCAUGGUGGAUACCUUGCAGGUAUUGAUUCUGGUAAAGCUAUACUUGAUGAUAUUGGUAAAGAUAAGGAAAGAAAAAACGAUCAAAAUCAGACAUUUUUGUUAGAACCACUGUUAGCGUUGACUGGGUCGUUGACUCUGGGGCAGACAGAAACAGUGUCAGGUCCCCACAAAUGUGAAAUUCCUACACAAUUAUAUCUAAGUGGUAACAUUGGGAUCCAAGAAGCGAUAUUAUGACUAGAUGGACCUGUGGUACUCGAUUCUCACUGCUGCUACUUUGAUGAAGUUGAAAAUAUGAUCACUAUGAUGAGAGAUGAUGUCAACAAUAAGGGUUUGGAUCUGAAAUUAUUUUCUAACCCUUGUUAAGUGCCUUUAAUGAGUUGGAUUAAAAAGUCAAGACAGGACAAGACGAGACAAAAGGUGAAGAAAAAAAAAGUGGAGAGGAAAACGUGCGAAAUGAUGCACAUAUUAUCACCACACGGUGUAUAUGAUGAAUAUGAUUGUUGCCAGGAGUAUAUAUAUAUAUAUAUAACUAUAUGAUGAAAAAAAUUAUAUAUAUAUAUAUAUCGAUUGGGUUUGGGGUUGCCUUUUGGAGGUUGGAAAGUUAAUUAUUUUGGGCAUAUUAGCUUUGAUAUUUGAUUAGUUUUAUUGUAACCAUUGAAAUUAUGGAAGGAAAGGGGAUAUAUAGUUGGAUUCUAAUUUGUUCAACCUGAUGAUGCUUAUUAGUGAAAUAAUGAACUAAUUACCUUUGGUAUUAAACUAAAGUAAGUUCUUA
Humulus lupulus (European hop) is the source of this 2117-nucleotide messenger RNA. RefSeq names its product polyamine oxidase 1. Gene Ontology annotation, biological process: polyamine catabolic process. The coding region runs from base 83 to 1579 and encodes 498 amino acids. NCBI's taxonomy places the organism in Eukaryota, Viridiplantae, Streptophyta, Magnoliopsida, Rosales, Cannabaceae. The transcript has 10 exons. Gene Ontology annotation, molecular function: polyamine oxidase activity. The record is from RefSeq and is a predicted model, not a curated record.